This is a messenger RNA of Cavia porcellus (domestic guinea pig), 1707 nucleotides long. It is a transcript of the gene Fuz, whose product is annotated as fuzzy planar cell polarity protein. The transcript has 11 exons. The coding region runs from base 177 to 1427 and encodes 416 amino acids. Gene Ontology annotation, biological process: non-motile cilium assembly; vesicle-mediated transport. NCBI's taxonomy places the organism in Eukaryota, Metazoa, Chordata, Mammalia, Rodentia, Caviidae. The record is from RefSeq and is a predicted model, not a curated record.
GGAAGUGAACCUAACAGGGUUUUAGGAUCUGUUUUGAGUUGGUAGAAGGAGGCGGGAAUUUAGUCCCUUUUCAAUUAGCGGCUCUGGAAGGCGCGCCGACUUAUUGCGAUGCUAUUGCCAGCCAGAUCCAAGCCCGGCACUGAUAGUACCUAAGGGAGACUCCGCGAGUUGUCCGAAUGGGAGAGCAUGGGACAGGGGGCACCGUGCAUCUGCUGUGCCUCGCAACCUCCAGCGGGGUCCCCCUGUUCUGCAGGAGCAGCCGAGGCGGUGUCCUAACCCGUCAACAGCUCCCGUUCUCUGUCAUCGGCUCCCUCAAUGGAGUCCACAUGUUCGGCCAGAAUCUAGAGGUGCAACUGAGCUCUGCAAGGACGGAGGACACCACCGUGGUGUGGAAAAGCUUCCAUGACAGUGUCACCCUCAUCGUUCUGUCAUCAGAGGAGGGCACCUCGGAGCUGAGGCUGGAGCGACUGCUCCAGAUGGUAUUUGGGGCCAUGGUUCUUCUUGUAGGACUUGAAGAACUGACAAAUAUCCGCAAUGUGGAGAGACUGAAGAAGGAGCUGAAGGCCAGUUAUUGCCUUAUCGACAGCUUCCUGGGGGACCCAGCGCUCAUUGGGGACCUGACCCAGUGUGUGGACUGUGUGAUUCCUCCAGAAGGGUCACUCCUGCAGGUACAGGAAGCCCUGUCUGGGUUCUCUGAGGCCACGGGAACAGCCUUCGCCAGUUUAGUAGUGUCUGGCAGAGUGGUGGCAGCGACCGAGGGCUGGUGGCGGCUGGGGAUGCCCGAGGCCGUGCUGCUCCCGUGGCUGGUGGGGUCUCUGCCACAACAGGCAGCUCGAGACUACCCGGUGUACCUACCACAUGGGAGCCCCACGGUUCCCCACAGGCUCCUGACUCUGACGCUCCUGCCGGGCCUGGAACUGUGUCUGCUGUGCGGGCCGCGUCCGCCCCUCAGCCAGCUAGAUCCACAGUUUCUGGAACGUUGGUGGCAGCCGCUGCUGGACCCGCUGAGGGCCUGCCUGACGCUGGGACCUCGAGCGCUGCCGGACGGCUUCCCCCUGCACGCGGACAUCCUCGGGCUGUUGCUUCUGAACCUGGAACUGAAACGCUGCCUUUUCACCGUGCAUCCCUUGGGGAACAAAGAGCCUUCCCCGGAACAGCGCCGGCGCCUCCUCCGCAACUUUUACACCCUAGUUACCACCAUGCACUUUCCACCAGAGCCAGGGCCGCCAGACAAGGAGGAUGCGGGCCACAGGACCCAGCUACCAAGAGCUUGCUACCUUGUGUUGGGCCCAGGCAUGGGGUGGCAAGUAGUGGCCCUGCAGCUGGGGCCUCGCCAGUUGCUGCUGCUGCUGUCUUCUCAGAGCCCCACCCAUGGGCUGAGAGCCCUGGCCACCCACACUCUGCAUGCCCUCACCCCGUUCCUGUGACUAGCAGGGAAGCCAGCAGCAGACCCGGACACAGGGCUAUUAGCGUCUCUCUGUUUAUUCACUCACAAUAAUACACAGCCCCUAGGCGGGGAGGGGGCAGGAGGGGCUACAAUGGGGUGGGGGGAAGGGAGGAGGCACUCACUUCCCUGGCCCCUCUCCCCUCUGUGCUUGGGGGUGACAGGGAGGAAGGGGGCUCCCCUUUACCCCCAGAAUGUAAACAGCAGCAGAUGAACAAAAAUAAAAAUACAAAAGGCUGGAGGAAGGUCCCAGGCAUCCCCCA